GGCUGAACCUGUCAGCAUUGAGUGCUGACCUCUGCAAGACCCUCAGGACAGACCCUCGGUCCACGUCCACCGUGCUACCAUACUCCCACUCAUCUCAGACCUGAGUCUGGGGGUGGCCUGAGGACAACAGUGUGAACAUGACCAGCGCCUUCCUGGCAUGGCAACUGUGGACCAUGUAAUCGCUACCCACCAAUCCGAGUGGGUCUCCUUCAAUGAGGAGCCACUCUUUCCUCUUCCUUCAGAGGGGGGCGCAGAAGACCCUCUCCCAGGACUUGCGUCCUCUUCAGACCAGUCUGAGACUUCCUCUGGGGAGCCCCCCGGGGUGGAUGGAGGCUCUCAGGACCUCUCCCACUCAGAGCAGGAUGACUCUUCGGAGAAGAUGGGCCUCAUCUCUCAAACAGCCUCCCCCCCAGGGAGCCCUGAGCAGCCUCAGCCCGACGACCUAGCUUCAGCCAUCAGCAGCUGGGUUCAGUUUGAAGAGGACACACCCUGGACCAGCACACCACCACCUCACAAAGAAGCAGCCCUUCCACUGACCAUGCCCUGUUGGACGUGCCCCUCCUUCGACUCCCUGGGGAGAUGCCCCCUGGCCUCUGAGAGCAGCUGGACCACCCAUUCUGAAGACACCAGCAGCCCCAGCCUGGGCCCCUCGUACACAGACCUGCAGCUCCUCAGCGCAGAGGAGCAUAUGAGUGGCAGGGCUUCUGUUGCCGACUCGACUGAUAAUUCUUCCUCGCUCCAGGAGGAUGAAGAGGUAGAGAUGGAGGCGGAGAGCUGGCAGGCCAGCAGCCCAGCCAUGAACGGACACCCUGCUACUCCGGUGACCUCUGCCCGCUUCCCCAGCUGGGUCACUUUUGAUGACAAUGAGGUCAGCCACCCUUUGCCUCCUGUCCCCUCUCCUCUGAAGCCAGAUAUACCACCUACUGCAUCUGUGACCCCAGAUGUACCCUCUAACUCAACUGGGUCAUUUAAGAGAGAACGUCCCAAGAGUACUUUGAUGAACUUGCCCAAAGUUCAGAAACUGGACAUUUCCUCCCUGAACCAACCCCCGUCCAUAACAGAGGCUCCACCGUGGAGAGCCACCAACCCUUUCCUGAACGAGACCUUACAGGAUGUCCAGCCGUCCCCCAUCAACCCCUUCAGCGCCUUCUUUGAAGAGCAAGAGAGACGUUCCCAAAACAGUUCCGUUGCCAGUACCGCAGACAAAAGCCAAAGAGACUCCCUCAUUGUCGUCUACCAGGAUGCCAUCAGCUUUGAUGACUCAAGCAAAAGCCAGUCCCACUCUGAGGCUGUUGAGAAACUCAAACAGCUCCAGAUUGAUGAUCCGGACCACUUGGGCAGCGCGGCACUGCCUGACGAUGACCCGAUCGCCUGGGUUGAACUGGAUGAUCACCUGCCGGGGUCUGCAUCAGCUCAACGCAGGGACGGGUGGCAGAUGAUGCUGAGGAUACCUGAGAAGAAAAACAUCAUGUCCUCCAGGCACUGGGGGCCCAUCUACAUCAAACUGACAGACCGUGGUUACCUGCAGCUCUACUACGAGCAGGGCCUGGAGAAACCAUUCCGCGAACUCAAGCUGGAGAUCUGGCACGAGAUCUCAGAACCGCGGCUCCAAAACUAUGAUGAGAACGGCCGGAUCCACAGCCUGCGCAUUGACCGUGUGACCUACAAAGAGAAGAAGAAAUACCAGCCCAAGCCUGCCGUGACCCACACAGCAGAGCGGGAGCAGGUGAUUAAGCUGGGUACCACCAACUACGACGACUUCCUGAGCUUCAUCCGUGCGGUUCAGAACCAUCUCAUGAGCCUGCCAGUGGUGUCCACGGACCUGACCACCGUCGGCUUGAAUUACCUGGAAGAGGAGAUGACCGUGGAUGUCAGAGAUGAAUUCUCAGGGAUCGUGGGCAAAAAAGACAGCCAGAUUCUGCAGCACCGCGUCCUGACCCGGAUACACGUCCUGACUUUCUUAUCCGGGCUGGCGGAGUGUCGCUUGGGGCUCAACGACGUGCUUGUCAAAGGGAACGAGAUCGUCUCCCGACAGGCCAUCAUGCCCACCACCACCACCAAGUGGAUCAAGCUCCACGAGUGCCGUUUCCACGGCUGCGUGGACGAGGAUGUCUUCCACAACUCGAGGGUGGUGCUGUUCAACCCCCUGGAUGCGUGCAGGUUUGAGCUGAUGCGGUUCCGCACGGUGUUUGCAGAGAAGACCUUGCCCUUCACGCUCAGGACGGCAGCCAGCAUCAACGGGGCGGAAGUGGAGGUGCAGAGCUGGCUCCGCAUGUCCCCCGGCUUCUCCUCUAACCGAGACCCUCUCACCCAGGUGCCCUGUGAGAACGUGAUGGUUCGCUACCCCGUGCCCAGCGAGUGGGUGAAAAACUUCCGCAGGGACAGUGUCCUGGGGGAGAAGUCUCUGAAGGCCAAAGUGAACCGGGGGGCCAGUUUUGGCUCGACAAGUGUCUCUGGCUCGGAGCCCGUCAUGAGAGUCACUCUGGGGACGGCCAAAUACGAGCAUGCCUUCAACGCCAUCGUGUGGAGGAUAAGCCGGCUGCCCGACAAGAACUCAGCUUCUGGUCACCCACAUUGUUUCUUCUGCCACCUUGAACUUGGCUCAGAUCGAGAAGUGCCUUCCAGCUUUGCCAGUCACGUGAACGUUGAGUUCAGCAUGCCCACGACUUCUGCCUCCAAAGCCGCUGUGAGGUCCAUCAGUGUGGAAGACAAGACAGACAUCAGGAAGUGGGUCAAUUAUUCCGCACACUACAGCUACAAGGUGGAAAUCGAGCAAAAAAAGAGUUUGAAACCAGACUUCGAAGGGGACGAUGUGGACAACCCCAAAGAGUGUGGGGUCCAAUGACGAAACUCUCCCUCACGGAGCCUUGACCCCAGUCAGAGAUGGCUUCCUGACCAGCCGAAGUUGAAGUCACCGCCUGCUGCGGCCACUCCGAGUUGGGAAUGGUGUAUGCGACCUUCCUGUUGGCAGUUACCUGCCAGGGAACCCUGACGUGGUUGCUUUGGAGAGGCUGUGACCACAUCAUGCCCGGAGCACCUGGUUCACCUGACUUUGGGAGCUUAGUGUAUAAUUAAGUGUCCUUGUCUGGCUAUGCUUUCCUCAGUAGCACUUGGGUGUGGUUUGACAUGACUUUUAAAAGUCAGGCAGGGAACCUACCCUGUCAGUGUUGGCAUGACUUUUUUUCUGAGUUCAUCUGUCACUUAGAUGGGCUUAUGGAAAACAGCAUCUUGAGGAGUCGGUUAACUAGGAAUCCUUCUCUGUGACUCUCUGAAGCAAAACUUCAGGAAAGGUACACAGCAAAUGCCCUCUUUGGUUCUGUCAUGCUUUUCAUAGUUGCCAGUAUGCUUUAAAUGUUAACACUACUCAGUAGGAGUUUCUGAGACGUUCCUGCCUGUUCUAGAUUAUAUAGAUUGAAACACGCUUUCUGGUCCUCUGUGGUUCAGUCCUGUGAUUCGCCACUUCAAGUCACACUUUAACAACGAAAAGACGCACAGUGGGAGACUUUCUCAUCUGUGAUUAACCCCAUGUUCUGCAAAAGGGAAGGCAACAUCGAGCUUAUUUUUCUCUAGGGGAAAAGGAACAUUGGUUGUAAGAUCCCGUUCAAUCCAGGAGACACCUUCAGUCUCAGUGAAUUCUCAGAUUUACAUUGAGAAAUACAGGCCGUUUCUGAUAUCUGAAAUAAAUGGAUAUUUAUAUAUGUACCACACCUCAGGCAUUUGUGAAGGGCAUUUGAGAAUUCUUUUUUAUACCUCAUGGACAAUAGGCAGUUGGAUGUCUCUUUAAUUCAAACCUUAUAGGUAAUACAAACUGAAAAGGUCAUUUUGAAAACUUUUGUAAAAAAAAAAAAAAAAAAAAAGCUUGAAUGAGCUUUCCCUCAAAAUUCAGUUUCAUAAUCACAGUAUUGUAAUAGAUUUAAAAGGCAGAAGACUCUAAGUAGAGCUUGUGAAAAGCCAUAUUUUUUUUCUAAGGUUAAAAACACUUGACUCCUGAUUCUAAGAGUCUGGGACACUCAGACUCUCGCCCUUCCUCUGUUCCUGUCCCCAUUCCUGUUCUGUACUGCUCUUUCUUGUUUGUACCCUGGUGUUUUGAGUGAGAAGGCAGAAAACGUGCUUAUCACAUUUGUAGAAGACAUGGAAAUAGAAAGAACAUCCAGUCUACUAAAUGACUGAUUUGGGACUACAUUUUUCAAUGAAUAUUCAUUGAAUUCUAACUGUACAGAUACUUGGAUAUAUAACCCAUUCAACUGUUUGAAAAUAAGGGUGAAAUAGAGUACACAUUGCUGAGAAACUUUAUAUUCUGGAGUUUUAUAAUGCUACUCUCUUUUUAAGUACCAAAUGAUGUACUUACAUGUGUGUAUGUAUGCCUGUGUGUGUGUAUGUGCGUGUUUUGAUGGGAAGGGUGUUGGAGAGUCGUUGUUUCACAGCAAUUCAUGUAUAAAUGUUUUAUUAGGGAAACAUAAGUUCAGUUUUGAAUCCAGAGCCUAUCACUACUAUUCACAAAUCUGGUGUGUUCAAGCCGUGUUAAUAGACCACCAGAGUGGUGAACAUGCUGCACUGGUUAGUCCAUACCUGAGUAGAGGCUGAGGCUCGGUUCUGGUACCAUAUUUCAAAGAGAGACGUUAAGGAACUGUGUCCAGAGGCAGGUGAGCAGCGUUGGGAAGGGUCUGAAUAUAUAAGAAACAGGAACGAUUCUCUUAAAAAGCAAAAAGCACAGCUGGGAAGGGAAUGCAAAGGAGAGAAUGAUCCAAAGUCUGCCUGGAAAGUUAUCUUGAGCUGUAGAGAAAGAGAAAGAAGGAUUUGCCUUACUCCGUGUGGCUUCAAAAGACAAAAAUAGGGAUACAAAGCAACUUGCUAGAUGGGAAAGCCUUGUUUCAAUAUAAGAAAUAACUGUUUGCAGUCCAGGAGGUGAUGCAGUAGAUAAGACAUUGGACUCUCAAGUGUGAGGUCCCGAGUUCGGACCCUGAUAAUGUAUGUAUCAGAGUGAUGCUCUGUUUCUCUUUCUCUCCCUUUAUCUCUAUUAUUAAUAAAUGAGUAAGAUCUUUAAGAAAAGGAAGAACCUUCUGAUAAGAGAUGUUCUAAAGAGGAUGACUUGUGUGCUGUGAAGGCAGCCUUAUGUUACAUCCGGGCUAGGUGACUACCAGGAAUCCAUAUAUAUAUGUUUAGUUUCAGUAGUAAUUGUAAUCUUGAACUCCAGUUGUCUUCUUUUUGACCAGUGGUUUUUCAGGCUCUCUGGAGUACAGUGUGCCCCCCCAAAAAGUCUUUGUUAAGUAACAACUCCUUCUACUGCACUGAAGCUGCAUGAGAGUCCUCACACAAACAACAAAGUGACUGGAAGAGCCGGCGGGUGAUGGCCUUCCAGCACUGUUCUUACCCAAUGUGCCAACCCGUAUAAGGUCCCCACUGCAUGUGUAUUACUUGGAUCCUUACUCCCCUUGCCCACCCUGUUAACUCUCACCGCCUUUGUGCUUUCAACUGGACUUUUGUUUUAAGUCAAGAGCUGGGAAAACCCCUUCCAUGUAAGCUAUAUUCUACAAGGAAACAAUUUUUAAAUGUCUACUACCACUUGGACUUCUCGUUUGUUCCCCUUCUGCUGAUUUGAGAAAGCUAGUUAUAGGUACCAUUUAAAGAUUUGAGAAGUAAAUUAUGUACUUUUGACCUACACAGAAAACAAGGGGGCCGGGUGGUGUUGCACCUGGUUGAGCACACAUGUUACAAUGAGCAAGGGCCCAGGUUUGAGUCCCUGGUCGCCCACCUGCAGGGGGAAAGCUUUGCGAGUGGUGAAGCAGUGCUGCAGGUGUCUCUCUGUCUCUCUUCCUAUCUCCCCUGCCCCUCUCGAUUUCUGACUGUCUAUCCAAUAAAGAAAGAUUAAAAAAAAAAAAAAAACUUGAGAAAACACAGGCAGAUUUCCAUUCUGAUAUGCAGAUUUUAAAUUUUACUACCCUGCAUCUGGAUUUGUGUAUGUGGUCACCAAUAAUUCUUGUCUGCAUUAUCAGUAAUAUAAAAACAUUAAGAAGGAAUUCAUUUUACCAGUAGAUAGUAUUACUACCAGAAUAUACAUUACACAUCAUGUGCAUGCUAUGAAGAGCUACCUUUUCUUUUGAGUCUAGUCACUUGCUGUGCACCUUUCAAGUGAAAGAGUAAGAAACAUGUUCAUCGGGGGCAGGGCAGUGGCGCACUGGGUUAAGCGCACAUAGUACGAAGCAUAAGAACCCAUGUAAGUAUCCCCACUUGCUGCAGGGGUCACUUCACAAGCAGUGAAGCAGGACUAUAGCCGUCUCUCUGUCUAUCCCUUUCUGUCACUCCCUCCCCAUCUCAAUUUCUCUCUGUCUUAGCAAAAAAGAAAGAAAAAACGGCCACAGGAGCAGUGGCCACAUAGUGCAGGCACCAAGCCCCAGCCAUAAAUAACUGUGGAGGCAAAAAAAAAAAAAAGUGUUCAUCAUAAUAUGUCAAGCCAGAUAACAAGGUGUUUAGAGAGGAUGGAGCAUGAAUUCACCUUUACAGCUCCUUUAAAACAGAGCCCACUGGGAGUCGGGUGGUAGCGCAGCCCAAGGACCGGCCUAAGGAUCCCAGUUCAAGCCCCUGGCUCCCCACCUGCAGGGGAGUCGCUUCACAAGCAGUGAAGCAGGUCUGCAGGUGUCUGUCUCUCCCCUCUCUGUCUUCCCCUCCUCUCUCGAUUUCUCUCUGCCCUAUCCAACGACAACCUCAAUAAUAACACCAAUAAAAACUGCAACAAUAAAACAACAAGGGCAACAAAAGGGAAUAAAUAUAUAUAUAUUUUAAAAAGCCCAUUAAAGAUUUACAUCUGACUUACAUAAAGAUUUACAUCUCUACAGUUUUCAUUAUGUGUUUCUUCCUGUCCCUCUGUCUACAUUAUUGGUAAGGUUUUUGUUUUAAGUUUUCUUUUUUUCUUUUAUGUUAUUUUUAUUAGAGCACUGCUCAGCUCUGAUGUAUGUGGUUCUGGGGGUUGAACCUGGGAUUUUGAAGCCUCAGUCAUGAAAGUCUCUUGGCAUAACCAUUAUGCUAUCUCUACCAACCACUGGCAAGGUUUAUAUCCCUUGAGAACAUAUUUUAUUUAAGAUAUUUCAUGUUGGGAGUGAGAGUUACUUCUGUUCAAAUUUGGGUGGAAUUAGUUGAUAUCUCUAGAAACUCAACAUUCCCAAGAAAUAUGGUCUAAUUCCCUUAAUCCUUGUUCCUAAUUCCUAGCAUUAUGCUCAGAAUGUAAUCACCUUAACUUUUUGCUAAUAGGGCAAACUUAUACCUACACCAAUACAUUAGAGGGAAAUCAUUAGGUACUCAAACAACUUUCCUCAAAAUACCAGCCUGGGGUUUCAUCUGACCCACACUGAAAACCAUGAUGCAGAGCAGCUCUUAGUAAAGAUGACUGACUCCAUUUUGCUCUGCUAGUCAAAAAAAAGAGCUGUGUGGCUGAGUCUUACCUGUUUGAAUGGUCCUCUAGAGAAGAACGCAUUUGACAAGAGUACACAGCCAAGCUUCGUCUCCGAGGUCUAUUUCCCCAACAUUCACCACUGACCGGUGUUACUGUGUACUUACUUAUUUUGUCUCCAUAGUCUGUGAUUCAUAGAUUGCAAGGCUCAUAAGACGAAACCAUCUCAGUGUUGAUCACAUGGCUCAUAAAAUCUUAUUAGUUGGGGUGAGAAAGCUUUAAGAAUAUUAACUUGAUUUAAGUAGCAAGCACUGCCAUCUAGGUCAUUUUUCCUCAGUUGGGGAUGGGACCUUGAAUUUUUUUUUUCUCUAAAUUAUGAUAAACUAAUUCUAGAAUGCCUAGAGUUUAGGCCGUGUUAAGAAGACAAUAUAACAGGAAAUUUACAUGAAAGUGGAAAAAAAUUAAAUCUAAAAAAAAAAGAAAAAAAAUCAAAACAGUGAGUCAUCUGUAACACAUCACUGUCAAGUCCCAUCCCAUUGACAGCUCUUUUUAAAAGAAAAAAAAAUUAGUAUCUUUAUUUAUUGGAUAGAGACAGCCAGAAAUCAAGAGAGUGGGGGGGGAUAGAAAGGGAGAGAAAGGGAGUUGGGUGGUAGCACAGCGGGUUAAGCGCACGUGGUGCAAAACGCAAGGACCGGCGUAAGGAUCCUGGUUCGAGCCCCCAGCUCCCCACCUGCAGGGGAGUCGCUUCACAGGUGAUGAAGCAGGUCUGCAGGUGUCUGUCUUUCUCUCCCCCUCUCUGUCUUCCCCUCCUCUCUCCAUUUCUCUCUGUCCUAUCCAACAACGACGACAACAAUAAUAACAACAAUAAAACAAGGACAACAAAAGGGAAUAAAUAAAUAAAUAAAUAUUAAAAGAAAGGGAGAGAAAAAGAGAGACAUAUGCAUCCCUGCUUCACCACUUACAGAGCUUUCCCAUGAAGGUGGGGACUGGGGGCUCCUUACCCAUUUUAACAUGUGCGCUCAACCAGGUGUGCCACCACCCAGCCCCUUGACAUCUCUUUAUAUAAAGUUAGUCAUGGCAUUCUCACCACACUCUAGACAUGGUUUCUAAACAUCACCACAGUCUAAGUGCCAAAUCCUUACACAUCAAAAUUUCUUCCCAAAAUAUCCUUUGAGGUCACCAUCUGUGACACUUCAUGUCAGUAAGUCUCUGUAUAGUCUUAAGACCCAAGAGAUUUAAAAUUUGAAGACCAGAAAAAUUAGUUACCCCAUCUUUUUUCUUUUCAUAUGUCUAUUCCUUAGCAUCUGCUAAGAUACCAGAUUCCUUACGUAAACUCUUGUAAAUGAAACUUGUGUUGGAUAUGGUGACUCAUUUAUGUAUUCAUGAAAUUAAAAUGAGGGUGCGUGAGGCAGAAGUCAACUUGAAAUAUGUGUAUUCAUGAUACUUUGCCAUUUAUCAACCAAAGUACUGACAUGGAGUUUUUCUAUUUCUUCCAGUGUGCCUUAGGGAAUUUGAUUGAGAGUCUAGUUUGGAGUUGGUAAUUGAGGAAAAAAGCAUCCUUGAACUUGUACUCCUGUUGUUUGAUAAUGCUUGGUGAGGGGAAAAUAAUUAUAGUAAAAAAACAAACAAAAAACUAUAAAGGAAUAAGAAUAGACCAAAACCAGUUUCAAUAUAUAAAGUGUAAAGAGUUAAAUGCAGUAUUGGUCAUCAAACCUGAAAAGACAUAGCCUAGAGGCCAGUCCUUAAACUCAAAAAGUAAGAAGUGCAAGGAAAAAAUAAAAGAGAACACGAAUAUCUCAAGUACAUGGUCAUGGUGCUGUGCUAGCAGCCAGCUCUCCUGUGGGGAGCGAAGGCUAAACUCAAGGGCAUUGGUAACUGUUGGUUUAAGUCACUGGCAAGAAUAUAUUGAUGACUUCAUCAAGGGACAGUAGACACUGGCUCCUGGAGACAGUCUUCAAGAUACGUGACUUACUAUUUUCCCAAUUGGACUUCAGUGACCUCAGCUCAAAAAGUGAAGAAGCUAGACUCAUUAUUUUCCCCAGUCCUUCCCAACUCCAGUUUUACAGAUUAUUUUACAAAAUAUCCUUUGAGGCAGCCUGAGAGGUGGUACAGUGGAUGGAUGAAGUGCUGGGUCCUCAAGCAUGAGGUCCGGGAGUUCGAUUCCUGGCAAAAUCCAUGUGCCAGAGUGAUGCUCUGGUUCUCUUUCUCUCAUUAAAUAAAUAAAUAACCCAAAUGAACAAAAUAUCCUUUGAGGCCACCAUCUGUGACACUGCAUGUCAGUCUCUUCACACAGUGUUAAGAACUAAGUUUGGGAGUCGGGCGGUAGCGCAGCGGGUUGAGCACAUGUGGCUCGAAGCUCAAGAACCGGCAUAAGGAUCUCAGUUUGAACCCGGCUCCCCACCUGCAGGGGAGUCCCUUCACAGGUGGUGAAGCAGGUCUGCAGGUGUCUGUCUUUCUCUCCCCUCUCUGUCUUCCCCUCCUCUCUCCAUUUCUCUCUGUUCUAUCUAACAAUGAUGACAUUAAUAACAACAACAAUAAACAACAAGGGCAACAAAAAGGAAAAAAAAAAAAGAACCAAGAGAUUUAAAUUUUGAAGACUAGGAAAAAUGAGUUACCCAUUUUUUGUCUUUUCAUAUGUCUACUCUUUAGCAUCUGCUUAGACUCCAGAAACAGAAAUCUCUACAAGCCUUUAUUUAGUAGUUAACCUUCAGACAUAGAUUAGAAUGGAGGAUGGGGAAGGUCAGUAAGCACAACAGCAACAGAUUGGUCUCCAAAAUGGAGGUUAGAGUCUGGACACUACUGAAAGAAGUAGGUCAACCCUCUAAGGUUCUACAGCCAUCCCGGGAGAGUCAAUCAUUUAUAGAGGUGGCCUUGAAUAAAAAGGACAGUGUACACUGAGGGCAGAAAACCACAGUAGACACUCUGAAACUGUACUUUUACUAGCAAAAGAGAAAGCGUCCAGCCUUUCUCUCUUCAUUGUCUGUUAGUAUUAUGUAACUGUAGUUUCAGAAUUUUUUAGACAUGUACAAACUACAAAAUGAGCAACUCUUUGUGGUAUGUUAGUGUUUUAGCCUCUUUUGGUUCUUAGAAUUAGUCAAGUGUAACAUCAAUUCCAACUAGGCAGAGCAAGGAAUUCCAGCAUCCCCUUCCUGUUCUGUCCCGUGGUCUCCACCAGAUCAGACUCAUGCUAGUUUGGGUGUUGUCCAGCCACACUGAGUGAUGCCUUACAUACCACAGUCUUGCCUCCAUGUGCUUCUGCAUCAGCGGCCUCACACCGUAUCCAGUGGGGGCCGUCUCUGGGAACACUGAUAUGCGGCAAAUCCUGAUAGCGACCUAUUAGGUCUACAGGUUUAGGGGCAACGUGGGGAUACUCGAAAUGCAGAUUAUGAAAUCUUUCGUCCCUAAGCCCACCUUAGUCUCUAUCUGCCAGCAGCGAACCUGGAGAAAAUUUGACCAUGUUCGAGGAGCUGAACAGAAUCAGUGUUUUAACCAGGGAGUUAGGUCAUAGUGAACCAUGCCUCCCGCUCCAAUAGUAAGUAGACAUGUCCAGAAAGGAUUUCAGUAUCAAGAUGGAUAACCCAGUGAAUGAUUCAGCUGAUUCAAUGCUUGUGUUGCCUGUUAUUCAUCACCUGCCCUCAUUUGAUGUAACUUCUUGUAAUAUUGUGAUUGAUUUCAUGUACAACCAGUUUGCCUUUUUUGUGGGGGUAAAUGAGCCUGUAGAAUAAAGUCUACACACUGACUAA
Messenger RNA from Erinaceus europaeus (western European hedgehog), 11127 nucleotides. RefSeq names its product stonin 2 (gene STON2). Lineage: Eukaryota; Metazoa; Chordata; Mammalia; Eulipotyphla; Erinaceidae. Gene Ontology annotation, biological process: clathrin-dependent endocytosis; synaptic vesicle endocytosis; regulation of endocytosis. The transcript is spliced from 6 exons. Gene Ontology annotation, cellular component: AP-2 adaptor complex; synaptic vesicle. Bases 158 to 2845 code for a protein of 895 amino acids. Gene Ontology annotation, molecular function: clathrin-cargo adaptor activity. The record is from RefSeq and is a predicted model, not a curated record.